CGAUUCCAGGAGAAAAAAAGGUUGAGUAUUUUCUGGUGACACAUCCGGGUUAUUAAAAUCAUUUUAGACCAAUUCAUUACUUUUACUGACAAGAGAUUUUUUUAAAAAUCAAUUAAGUAUUUGCAUAUUCUUUUGCAUACAUUAGCCCUGGCUAUUGGCAUUAGAAAGGGACAAACACACACACACACACACACACACACAAAGGGAUAUGAGCCUUGAUUUAGUUUGGGGUUUUCACAUUGCCUUGAGGAAAAAAAAAUCAAAGUGAAAUGAAUUGCCUGAUUGCAUACCAUCUAAAAGUCAAUUUAUAUGAGUGAAAGGAAGCAAACAUGUUGCAACUUUUAAUCCCUAAAACAACAACAACACUCACACACACAAACCCUGCAGUUCGAAGAGGAGGGGAGGGAAUGACCCUCAUUUUCCUUCCCUUUGCUCUCCAAAUCCUGAAUUGGUUCUCCCAUUUAUUUUUCCCCCUUGGAAAAACCAGAGAGGGGUGAGAUUUUAAUGCAGCAGAGAAUCUGUGGAGCCGCUGAGCUCUCUCAGCCGGCAGCUUGUUACUGGGGAGGGGAGGAAUAUGGGUUAUCCAACGGUCAGUAUGGUAAUCCAGGCACAAUAAGGCCUCACACACAAUGGACACAUAUUUUUCUUCAGCGAUGUCAGAAGGGAAGCGCUUUGUACUGAAACAUGUUUCCGAAAGAAAAACCAAAUUGAGAUUUAGAAAGGAGAUGGGCUGGAGGGACAAUGUGCAGAGAGCAUUUGGAUGCUGGCAAAAGGUAGUCAGAAAAAAAUAAAAAUAAAUAAAACUGGGGCAAAGCAAGGUGGAGGGCAGGGCAGAGGUGCGAGUCCCUGGGCUAGCAAGGCCGGAGGCAGGAGGGUGAAGCACAAAAGAAGACAGGACCAGAUACAAGGAUUCAUCACAGAUGAGAGCUGCUUUAGUACCCCCACCCCCUCCCAAUCAAGCCAUUGCUAAGUGCAAAAGCCCUUCGAAAGGAUCUUGUUUCUGGGCUUGUAGUAAUAUGCAGGUGAAAAUGUUUUUAUGUGUGUGUGUGGUAUUUUACCCAUGUGAUAGGCGACUUCCUUGCUAUUAAGCUAUAGGAGCCCAAAGGGAGUGGUUGUUGUUGUUUUGUAAAUGAUGUAGAUGAGUGUGGACACGUUUGGGGGAAUCUUGGAGAUUUCACUUUCUGGAUGUGCAUGUUGAUUGAAUUAGCUGCACAAACCUGGAAUGAGAACUCUACAUAUUUAUAGCUGCAUAAAGAGACAUUUAAUAUAUUAAUAUUAAUAGUGUGCAUGCAUAUAUGUUAACCAUAAUAAUCAAAUACAGAUUUGACAUUCAGUUGGAGGCAUCUGAACCCCGUGUCUACUACUUAUACUGGCCCAAAGUCAGUCUCCUUGACCCACCUGCAGAAGCUCAGAAACCUGGCAGGGGUGGGGUGUGACAGGCAACAUAUUGGAGAGGACUCUUUAACAAGUCCAGGAGGGCGAAGAUUGAAGAAAAGAGGUUUAGGGUCCGGCAGGGGUGGUAGAAGGUGAGUGUGAGGGCUGAGAGAGGGAGAGCCAGGCUGACAGCCGGCCUUUCCAGGUGAGGCAGCUGUAUCCAGGUACAGGCCUAGAAGGGGACUGGGAGUGGGGCCUGGAAGGUUUCCUCCCUCUUCAUCAACCUUCUCCAAACCCUCCCAAAGUUCGCUGAGUUUUAGACCUCCCCGUGGAGCCAUCUGGGACUACAGUUCAGACUUACUUACUGGGGAUGCAGCACUGGUUUCCCUUUGCCCUCUUCCAGCAAUUUAUAAUGAACCCACCCCCACCACCAAUGAUUAAAAUAAGAAAGCCCUCACACAACCCAGUCCACUAUUCACCAAGCGGCAGCCUCCCUCCACCCCCUCACUCAUACUCUCAAGUUCCUCUUCCGACUAAACCAGCCGGUCCUCACAUGCAGAGGGUUCCGGACAAGAGUGGGCGAGGUUCUCAUCCAACUCUGAGAAUUUGGCAAUCUCCAUAAGAGGUGGUCAGCCUCUGGGGAACUCCUGUUUCUUCACCUGCUCCGGUGACAGUGGGGGUAGGCACUGUCCUCUUGGAGAGUAUUCAGGGACCCCCUACGCAGCAGCUCCUCCCGAGCUAAGCCCGGGCCCUGCAGAGCCUGGGAUGGGAGUGGGGGGUGUAAGCAUUGAAAGAGGGAAGGCAGCCAGGGCCCAGGCGGGAAUCCGCAUCCUUUGGGCAUGGCCUGUGGUCCAGCUUCCUUCUCAUUCCAGACCUCUGGGGAAGCCCUAAUUUGGAAGUGGGGACCCUCUCCAACAUCCCAAAGGUGAUGAGAAAAGGAUGGGAAUCUCUUGCCUUCGGUCUCCCUCUCACAAGGGCUUUAUUAUUAUUUUUCCCUUUCCCCUCCUCAUUCCCUUAAUUGCAGAUGUUCUAAUUAAACCCUCAAAUAGUUGUUAUGCCGUUUUAAAAGGUACUUAUUCAAGUGUCAACCAGGCUGGGCUGGGAGGAGGCAGCGUAGGGCGGCGAAUUAAAGGUAGAUUGACUAAUCACGGCGACGAUCAUAAUAAUAAAAUCAGAGGGAAAAAAAUCACAUUACGACUUUUCGUGGAAAGGAGGGAGCAGGCAGCCAGCGGCCGCCAGCCCCGCGCCGCCGCCGACACAAAGAGUGCGGGCGAUUCCGCGAGACUGAUUUAUGACGUUUUACAGCCCUAUAAAAGCUGUAGCGACGAGGCAAGCGCUCCUACCACCGCUGGCAGAUUUAGUCUAAUAAAUAAAACAUAAACAGUUAACUUUAUGUGUCACUUUUAUUGUUAUCAAGUAAAAUAUAGCCGAGCUCCGGCAAGCUAUGAUUUUAAACUAUAAUUGUUAUCAAGUACAACAAGGGGACCCGGCUCCCUCCCUGGGCUCUCCCCUCCGCUACCCCCCCCAACUCUGAGUUAUGGGCGAUCAGUUAAUUGGAAUCGGUGGCAUGACAGGGCCACCCCUAGCUGGUGGGGAGGUAGGAAAGCAGCUCUUCCUGGCCCCCUCCCUCCUCUAUGGCCCUGCCACCCCUCUCCAUCAGAGUAUUACUGUGAGUGGGUGGCAGAGAGGGAAGGGGGUGUGAACCGGCUGGAGACCCCCAAGGCUGGCCCUGCCUCCCCAACUUGGUGAGCUUAGCCUUCCGUUUUUGGAAAGCAGCCUGGAGCUUGCCCUUAGGAAUUCGUGUUUACAUGUCAACACACGUGUUACAUGGAUACAGCUCCUAGCCAGAACGGGGGCUCAACCCCCAGACCUCCAGAAAUGACGUCAGAAUCAUUUGCAUCCCGCUGCCUCUACCUGCCUGGUCCAGCUGGGACCCUGCCUCGCCGACCCCAUGGCCAGAGGGUUGGUCCUCAUUCAACUUCCUCUUCCUGCGAAAGAGGGGCGCUGCCCGGUGACCUACGCAGACUGAGACGCGAUCGCCAUGAAUGGAGACCUCUGGAAAAGCUCAGGAGCCGAGGCCCACGGGGCCCAGCAGAGGCCUGAGGGGAGACCCAGGGCGAGGGCUGAAUCGCUGCCUUCCGACAGCCCCCCAAUGCCCCGGCUUUGGAGGGGAGCCGGGAGCUUUCUAUCUCCUUUAGCAGGGGAAGGUUGUCAGUCUGACGGGAUGUGCACUGGGAGCACCCCAGCCCCUGCCAGCUAACCCCACAUCACCACCCACCCCCCAGCACCACCACCACUACACACACACACAAAAAAAAUUGGAUACAUUUUGAAUAAAGCGAUUCGGUUCCUUAUCCGGGGACUGGGUUGCUCCGUGUGAUUGGCCGGCGGAGUCACAUGGUGAAAGUAACUUUACAGGGUCGCUAGCUAGUAGGAGGGCUUUAUGGAGCAGAAAAACGACAAAGCGAGAAAAAUUAUUUUCCACUCCAGAAAUUAAUGAUCAUGAGCUCGUAUUUGAUGGACUCUAACUACAUCGAUCCGAAAUUUCCUCCAUGCGAAGAAUAUUCGCAAAAUAGCUACAUCCCUGAACACAGUCCGGAAUAUUACGGCCGGACCAGGGAAUCGGGAUUCCAGCAUCACCACCAGGAGCUGUACCCACCACCGCCUCCGCGCCCUAGCUACCCUGAGCGCCAGUAUAGCUGCACCAGUCUCCAGGGGCCGGGCAAUUCGCGAGGCCACGGGCCGGCCCAGGCGGGCCACCACCACCCCGAGAAAUCACAGUCGCUUUGCGAGCCGGCGCCUCUCUCAGGCGCCUCCGCCUCCCCGUCCCCAGCCCCGCCAGCCUGCAGCCAGCCAGCCCCCGACCAUCCCUCCAGCGCCGCCAGCAAGCAACCCAUAGUCUACCCAUGGAUGAAAAAAAUUCACGUUAGCACGGUGAACCCCAAUUAUAACGGAGGGGAACCCAAGCGCUCGAGGACAGCCUACACUCGGCAGCAAGUCCUGGAAUUAGAGAAAGAGUUUCAUUACAACCGCUACCUGACCCGAAGGAGAAGGAUCGAGAUCGCCCACUCGCUGUGCCUCUCUGAGAGGCAGAUCAAAAUCUGGUUCCAAAACCGUCGCAUGAAAUGGAAGAAGGACCACCGACUCCCCAACACCAAAGUCAGGUCAGCGCCCCCGGCCGGCGCUGCGCCCAGCACCCUCUCGGCAGCUACCCCGGGCACUUCUGAAGACCACUCCCAGAGCGCCACGCCGCCGGAGCAGCAACGGGCAGAGGACAUUACCAGGUUAUAAAACAUAACUCACACCCCUGCCCCCACCCCGUGCUCCCACCCUCCCCUCACACACAAAUUGACUCUUAUUUAUAGAAUUUAAUAUAUAUAUAUAUAUAUAUAUAUAUAUAUAUUGGUUCUUUUCUCUCUUCCUCUCACCUUGUCCCUUGUCAGUUCCAAACAGACAAAACAGAUAAACAAACAAGCCCCCUGCCCUCCUCUCCCUUCCACUGUUAAGGACCCUUUUAAGCAUGUGAUGUUGUCUUAGCAUGGUACCUGCUGGGUGUUUUUUUUUAAGGCCAUUUGGGGGGGGUUAUUUAUUUUUUAAGAAAAAAAAAAGCUGCAAAAAUUAUAUAUUGCAAGGUGUGAUGGUCUGGUUUGGGUGAAUUUCAGGGGAAAUGAGGAAAAGAAAAAAGGAAAGAUUUUAAAGCCAAUUCUCCUCCUUCUCCUCCUCCUCCUUCCCCUCUCUUUCCUUAGGCCUUUUGCAUUGAAAAUGCACCAGGGGAGGUUAGUGAGGGGGAAGUCAUUUUAAGGAGAACAAAGCUAUGAAGUUCUUUUGUAUUAUUGGGGGGGAGAGGGGGCAAAGACAGCAGACAAAGCUAAAUGCAUCUGGAGAGCCUCUCAGAGCUGUUCAGUUUGAGGAGCCAAAAGAAAAUCAAAAUGAACUUUCAGUUCAAGAGGCAGUCUAUAGGUAGAAUCUCUCCCCACCCCCAUCAUGGUUAUUGUGUUUUUGGACUGAAUUUACUUGAUUAUUGUAAAACUUGCAAUAAAGAAUUUUAGUGUUGAUGUGAAACGCCCCGUGAUCAAUAAUAAACCAGUGGAUGUGAAUUAGUUUUA
Messenger RNA from Callithrix jacchus (white-tufted-ear marmoset), 5480 nucleotides. The record is from RefSeq and is a predicted model, not a curated record. NCBI's taxonomy places the organism in Eukaryota, Metazoa, Chordata, Mammalia, Primates, Cebidae.